ACAAACUCAUAGUUGGGAAAAAUGAUAUACAACGCAAAUAAAAACGUUCUUAAACAUCUGUUGUUUCCUGCGAAUCGCAAAUCGCAAUUUAAUAGUUACAACUUUUUGAUUCUUUUUUCAUUCCUAAGCUAUAUUUUGCUAUAGACGGUACUACGGUUAUUGAAACAGAAAACUUUUAAUAUUCAAUAAUCAUGUAUUUAAAAAAUAUCAUACUGUUUUUCUGCGUAACGUUUUAUUUUUUCCAAUGUCACGGUGACCCACCAACAGAUAAUCAACUGGACACGAUUAGAUGGUCGGUAGGAUCGUGGUAUUUGGUGCAAGAUGGCAUAGACUUUGAAAAAGUAAAAACUAUAUUUCGCGAAGUAGCAGGUGCGCUCGACAUACCUUUUGAGCCUUCCAUUCUUGAUGAUUUCGAAAAAAUUGAAUAUUCAAGGGACGAUGUUGAAAUCUUCACUCUAGCGUUUAUAGCUUCUGAACAUGCAGACCUAUUGAAUCUCAUUAAUGAGAUAAUAGCGCCACACGUACGUAUGGCGCCAUACGAAGACAUAAUAACUCUACAUGAAUUAAAUGAAGUACUCAUCAAAAUAGGACAUCGAGCCGAUUCUAACGAAAGAUUCCCCGGGACUAUAGUACAGUGCAUUCGUAAUGCAUUGGAAAAGACAGCAUUUAACCGUACAUUUACAUUAGACGAUGUUCGAAACUAUGGCCUAGCGUAUGUAGCUUCAGGAAAUCCGGACAUAAUGGAAAUAGUACAUAACGCCAUGAGUACUCAUGAAAAUACUGAUAGCAUGGACUAUGUAGCGUUUAAAAAUGUAAUCGAGGUCGUAAAACGGGGAAUAGAAGAGAUACAAAAACCAGUCCCCAGUUACGACGAAUUCAGAGCGAUUGUUUUAAGCCGCAAAUUUUCUGCGAACGGAAUUGAAAAUUUUAUUAUUGAAAAAUUAUUUCCUUUAUAGUUUGAUUACAAUAUUAACUGUUAUUAAGUCAGUGCAUUUAUGUAAUACAUCACAUACAAGUGUAGUUUUGAUUGAUUAAUAAAUUGUUUUGAUCUGA
Messenger RNA from Adelges cooleyi (spruce gall adelgid), 1053 nucleotides. RefSeq lists its product as uncharacterized. Bases 192 to 956 code for a protein of 254 amino acids. The transcript has 7 exons. The record is from RefSeq and is a predicted model, not a curated record. Lineage: Eukaryota; Metazoa; Arthropoda; Insecta; Hemiptera; Adelgidae.